AGUAUUUUAUAGUAGUACAUAGGUAAUUAGGUAUUGCCGUAUAGUUAAACAACAUAUCACCCUAACGGUGCCCAACCUACAGCUUUUGAACCUCUGAGGCAGUGAGCUUCCGUCACUCAUACGCUAAGAGGCUCGAAUUGCAGAAGCUUUUUCCAGCAUGGAUUCUUCCUUAGGUGAUAGCAAUGCACUUAUAUUGCCACCUAAAACAAAGACUCGUAAAGAGAAAUUCAAUUCUAAGCUAAGCUGUCAGACUAUAAAGUUGAGCAACUCCCAGAAAAGGAAGUUAAAGAAAUUGGAGGAAGAGAAGAAAAAUCAACUAAUGUUGUCGAAAAGCUUGGAAACUUUAGAGAAGUAUAAGAUAAGUGAUGAUGCACAUUCGCUUCUAUGGUCCUCUGAGAACAUUGGCCAGGCAGAGACUAUGCAGCAAAAGCGAAGGAGGGUUAUGCAAUUUUCUAAGGCUGGUUUAGAUGUACCAGUGAGUGAUAUGGGUACCAAGAGAAUGGAAGUUCGUUCAUGUGAAGGUGAAGUUGGUGCUUCUGAAAGCUCUCCACUGGAGAUUGCUGAUGAGAAGGUUUGCUUCGAACCAGUGCUUAUGAAAAGAGUAAGCAGAAGUAGUUCGACUUACUUAGUGCCUCAUGAGGGAACCGAGCCUAAUGGACUGAUUGAGGAAGUAGCAAGUGAAGAUAGCUGCAAAGUCAUUAAUCUGGACGCUGGAAAUUUUUCAGCCUCUCUGCCUCCUGAUGGUGACAAGAAAACUGUAGCUGCAGUGGGUGAACUCAAUGGUGAGUCUAGAGCUGAUUCUUGUGCAACAAGAUAUGUAGGAGCGGAUCCCAUCAUAGGACCUAAAAUCACCCCUACUGUGGUACAUGUGUCACGACCAAAGGAUGUGGAAAAUGGUAGAAGGGACCUCCCGAUUAUUAUGAUGGAGCAGGAGAUAAUGGAAACUAUAAACAGUCAUAUUAGUGUGAUUAUUUGUGGAGAGACUGGUUGUGGAAAGACAACACAAAUUCCCCAGUUUCUUUACGAAGCUGGCUAUGGUUCAGCAAAAUGUCCUACGAAAAGGGGUAUUAUCGGUGUAACUCAGCCUCGUCGUGUGGCUGUGCUUUCUACAGCAAAACGAGUAGCAUAUGAGCUUGGAUUUCAUCUUGGUAAGGAGGUCGGUUUUCAAGUCAGGCACGACAGAAAGAUUGGAGAAAACUGCUCCAUCAAAUUUAUGACUGAUGGAAUUUUGCUUCGAGAACUGCAGAGUGAUUUCUUGUUGAAGCGUUACUCUGUCAUAAUAUUGGAUGAGGCUCAUGAAAGGAGUCUGAACACAGACAUCCUCAUUGGGAUGCUUUCUCGUGUUAUUAUCCAACGCCAGGCAAUAUAUGAGGAUCAGCAGAAGGUACUCGUUCGAGAAAAAAUUAAACCAGAAGACAUAUUAUUCCCUCUAAAACUCAUUUUGAUGAGUGCUACCUUGCGUGUUGAGGAUUUCACUUCAGGAAGAUUAAUAUUCCAUGAACCUCCACCUGUUAUCAAAAUUCCAACAAGACAAUUUCCUGUAACAACACACUUCUCAAAGAAAACAGUGCUUACUGACUAUAUUGGUGAAUCCUAUAAGAAGGUCUUAAAAAUUCACAAGAAGCUGCCUUCUGGUGGCAUACUGGUGUUUCUUACUGGCCAAAGGGAAGUAGAGGAUUUGUGCCGUAUGCUUCGUCAAGCUUCGAAGCAAUUUGGAACUGGAAGCUGUGAAGUUAAUUCAGAGAUUGAGACAACGACAAUGACUGGCACUGCCCAAAUUGAUGGGUAUGAUAUGAAACAGAUUGAUGAAGCCCUUGAUACUCGUGCAAGCUCAACUGAACAACAACAAAUGGACAGGUUCAGUUCAUACGACGAGUGUCAUGAUGAAUCAGACAACAAUGACGCAUAUUCUAGUGUGAGUUCAGGGUCAGAUAGUGAGUCUGGUUUUGGAAGUGAUUUUGAAGAUCUGAAGACUUCUGAAGUGGAUGAUUGCAUUGGGGAUGUCACAGAAGAUGUGAACUAUGAUUCUUUGAAGGCUGCCUUUGAAGCUUUGACAGAAAAGACAAUGCCAACACCAGAACACAACAGGCAAGAAAUAAAUUCUGCAACCCAAGGUGUUUGCUCAAUUUGGCCUUCCAGCUUGACUAAGAAAAAAGGAGAGAAAAAGGGUUCUGUUGUUGGUCCAUUACAUGUUUUGCCUCUUUAUGCUAUGCUUCCAGCUUCUGCUCAGCUUCGUGUUUUUGAAAAAAUCAAGGAAGGGGAGCGGCUAGUUGUUGUUGCUACCAAUGUCGCUGAGACCUCUUUGACUAUUCCUGGGAUAAGGUAUGUGGUCGACGCUGGAAAGGAAAAGGUGAAGCAUUACAAUCCCUCUAAUGGUAUGGAAUCAUAUGAAAUACAGUGGAUAAGUAAGGCAUCUGCUGCUCAACGUGCUGGAAGAGCUGGAAGAACAGGACCUGGUCAUUGUUAUUGCCUCUAUUCUUCUGCAGCCUUAUCUAAUCAAUUUUCAGAAUUCUCCUGUCCUGAAAUUUUGAAAACUCCUGUUGAUGGUGUUAUCCUCCUCAUGAAAUCCAUGGGAAUCAGUAAGGUUGCAAAUUUCCCGUUCCCAACCCCUCCAGAUGCCACCUCAUUAGGGAAAGCUGAGAACUGCUUAAUGGCUCUUGAAGCACUUGAUGGUGAGGGUAGACUUACACCUUUGGGCAAGACAAUGGCUCAAUAUCCCUUGAGCCCACGGCAUUCCAGGCUGCUGCUCCUUGCUAUACAGAUCACAAAAAAGGAGAUUAGUGACGUACGACCAAAUUUGGUUCUAGGUUAUGCAGUGGCAGUAGCUGCUGCCUUGAGCUCGUCAAAUCCUUUUUCUUUUCAGUUUGAUGGCAGUCGGUCCAAUUCUGAGGGCAUUGAGCAGGAAGAUGAUUAUUGUACUCUCAGCCAGAAAAACGGAGACCAGCAAACCAAGUUAACAAGGAAACAAAUGAAAAGAUCCGCUGGCCUUUCUCGUGCAAAAUUCUACAACCUAAAGAGUGAUGCUUUAACUGUAGCUUACACCUUACAGUGUUUUGAGCAAUCUAAGAACCCAUCUCAAUUUUGUGAGGAGAACACACUACACCUUAAAAUUAUGGUAGAAAUGUCCCAAUUGAGAAAGCAACUACUGCAAUUAAUCUUCAAUCAGAGAUAUUGCGGGUUGCAGCAAGAGUUUUCGUGGACUUAUGGAACCAUAAAAGAUGUGGAAGAUGAUUGGAGACUCUCUUGUGAUAAGAAUCCUCUCUUGGAAAAUGAGGAAGACAUCCUAUGCCAAGCUAUAUGUGCUGGAUGGGCUGACAAGGCUGCUAAGCGUAUUAGAGGAGCAAGUGUGUUAUCAGAGGGAGAUAGAAAAGUCAAUGCUAUGCGCUACCAGGCAUCCUUGGUUGAAGAAACAGUAUUCCUUCGCCGCUCGUCAUCUGUCUCCAGAGCAGCUCCUGAAUUUUUGGUGUACAAUGAGAUGCUCUGUACGAAAAGGCCAUACAUACAUGGAGCAACGAGUGUAAAGUCAGAGUGGCUGGUGAAACAUGCUGGAUCUUUGUGUACCUAUUCAGGGUCUUUGACAGAUCCAAAACCUUUUUACGAUCCUCUCUGUGAUCAGGUAUUAUGUUACGUUAUUCCAUAUUUUGGCCCUCACCUGUGGGAACUCCCCCUAAGCAAAGUGCCAAUCAAAGAUGUUCAACAGCGUGUUACUGUCUUUGCUUAUGCUUUGCUUGAUGGUCAAGUCCUACCAUGCUUAAAAUCUGUCAAGAAGUUCAUGGCAAGCCCACCUAGCAGCAUCUUGAAGCCGGAAGCAUUGGGCCAAAAACGUGUGGGCAAUCUUAUAAGCAAGUUGAGGACUAAUUCAAGAACUAUUGACAGCAGUGCCAUGCUGAAAGAAGCAUGGAAAGAAGAUCCACAGCUGUUGCAUUCAGAAAUACUGAACUGGUUUCAGGAUGGGUUUCAUCGUGUAUUUGAAGAAUUGUGGGAAAAAAUGCACCAAGAAGCCCUUUCAGUACCUCGAUCUCGCUUUCCUGACAGAACUAGGAAAAACAAACGCAAUGUGAAAGACUGAUUUUCAGCUUUAUGGAUAAGGCUUCUGAUAUAUUAUUUCACAUGGAAACUCUAUUUGUGUAUAAACACACUGGAUUACUUGAAAUAUUUUACUGAUCUGGAGGUAAGUAAACGUAAUUUACCAGGGUAAUUUUUGAAAACUUAUUCUCCACUUCUGAGUUCUGGAUACUUUGUUGAUCUCACUUUUAUGUUCGACUGACAUGAAAUUAUAAUAUUUUGGCUCUCCCUACCAACUUCACUAUCACAGGUAUUAUGAUUUUGGGUAUUGUUAAGAACUGCUUUUAGUCAGAUUAUAUUUUGCUAGCUACUUCAAAUAAUGAGAUUUGAACUGUAAUCAGCUACUUGUGAAGCUGCUGAGGAGAAAUUUUGCUGGCAUUUAUAUUGAACUGUGAGUUUGCAACUCAAUUUACUGGAGUCAGGAGCUCAUCUUCCAUUGCUAGUUACUGUAAGAUGCCAAUCUUCACUGAUAAAGCUCGAGCUCAUCAUGGUGCCUCAACUCGGAAGUCCAUUAAGCAAAGAUAUUGAAAAGGUGUUGUGUUAUACCCUACAGGAGCUCGUUUUUUUUUUUAUCUCGAGCUUUGCAAGAUCUGUGUACGAAGUGUGGUUAUCAUUUGGGAAUGAUAUCAGAUGCAUCCUUGGUUAUCUACUUAUCUUCAUGAACCCUAAUUGUUAUUUAUUGAGCACUUCUUUAGGUUAAUAAACUCAAUAUAUGCAACGAGUUUGAUAAACGUACUAUAUAGGUGAAUGGUAGUCAUGGACAUGGUAUAUUUAUUGUAAAACUUGAGUUUGAUAAACAUUUCUUUUAGCUUAAUUGUUAAUCCAUUUAGUAACA
Molecule: messenger RNA, 4900 nt
Organism: Beta vulgaris subsp. vulgaris (sugar beet)
Lineage: Eukaryota; Viridiplantae; Streptophyta; Magnoliopsida; Caryophyllales; Amaranthaceae
Product: ATP-dependent RNA helicase DEAH13
Exons: 11
Coding region: 158-4069 (1303 amino acids)
Biological process (GO): maturation of SSU-rRNA from tricistronic rRNA transcript (SSU-rRNA, 5.8S rRNA, LSU-rRNA)
Cellular component (GO): nucleolus; intracellular anatomical structure
Molecular function (GO): RNA binding; ATP binding
Source: RefSeq, a predicted model, not a curated record